AUGAACCACACCGCCACAACCUCAUUAUUUAGCCCCCUUGUUUCUCAGAUAGAAUAUCUAAAGACAAAUAACCCUGACGUCCAGUUUGUACUGAGCGGAACUGGAUCUGGAAUCCAGAGCUCCAUCAAACUUCAGGCAGACUUUGGUGCGUCCCUCUGGUGCAUAGAUUUCCAGCUUUAUAGCUUGACGCAAGGUGUUGCUCGGGUUGAUGCUACGCACCGUCCGGCAGCUCCUCAUACUUACUGGGUACCAGACGCCUCUGCCGGAGACACAAACCCUGGACCACAGACACGUGGCGUCUGGUACGCCCUGCCGUUUAUUGCAGACUUUAUCGAAAAGAACCCUGGAAAAGUUGUAGAGGUGAAUCUGGGAUCGGACGUGCUCAUGGCAUAUGCAAUGUACGACGAAUCUACAAGCCAGUUGUCCAAACUCGCUUUGAUCAAUCUACGCACCUGGAUCAAAGGAGGAAAUACCGGCAAUAGAGGGACAGAAAAAGUGACGUUCGCGGUCAGCUCUGAUAAAAGUACCUACAAGGUGCAACGUCUUGUGUCUGCGGCUGGUGCUCAGGCAAUGGGUUUUGAUUAUGCCGGUCCUACAGAGAAUAUCACCUGGGCUGGUGAGCAAUGGAGCUACUCGAUCGAUCAAGGUCAAGGCCACCUGGUAGCUGGUGUUCCGACAGAGGUAACUCACACCGUGGUAAAUGGCGAGGUGACGAUUGAAGUAUCGGACAGUGAAGCAGUUCUCAUUACUUUUUGA
Molecule: messenger RNA, 756 nt
Organism: Talaromyces proteolyticus
Lineage: Eukaryota; Fungi; Ascomycota; Eurotiomycetes; Eurotiales; Trichocomaceae
Exons: 1
Coding region: 1-756 (251 amino acids)
Source: RefSeq, a predicted model, not a curated record